CGCGGGAAAAUAUCCCCAGUUCCUCUCACUAGCUGUGAUUUCUUCCCCUUCUCUGUCGCCAGUCUCUUCCGAUCUCCACAAAACCUAAUUCACGAGAUGAACGGCACCGAUGGCCGGAGGCGGGAUCGUAAAGACGCGUGGCUAUCAAAGAAGCAGAAGCUGAUUCUAACUGGUGAAGAACAGUUAGAGUCCAAGCUCGGUUUUAACCUCUUUACAGAGGGCGAAAAGCGACUCGGAUGGCUACUCACAUUCGCAUCUUCGUCUUGGGAAGAUCAAGACACCCACAAAGUUCAUAGCUGUAUUGAUCUCUACUUUGUUUGCCAGGAUGGUAGUUCUUUUAAAUCGAAGUAUCGAUUCCGACCAUAUUUCUACGUGGCCACGAAGGAGAAAAUGGAAAUGGACGUUGAAGCAUAUUUGAGAAGACGAUAUGAAAGUCAAGUUGCGGACAUAGAAAUAGUAGAGAAGGAGGAUCUCAAUCUUAAAAACCAUCUUUCUGGAUUAUGCAAAUCAUACUUAAAGAUAUCAUUUGAUACGGUUCAACAACUAAUGCAUGUAAAGAACGACCUGAUGCAUGUCGUUGAAAGAAACCAGACAAAAUUUGAUGCUGUUGAGGCAUAUGAAUCCAUAUUGACAGGAAAAAGCAGCAAACACCGACCUCUAGAUUUCGUAGACUGUAUUAUUGAUCUUCGCGAAUAUGAUGUUCCAUACCAUGUUCGCUUUGCUAUUGACAAAGAUGUAAGAAGUGGGCAAUGGUAUGAUGUCAGUGUUUCUGAUACUGGCAUUAUCUUGGAAAGGAGGACGGAUCUCUUGCAACGUGCUGAAGUGCAUGUUUGUGCAUUUGACAUAGAGACAACAAAGCUUCCUUUGAAAUUCCCUGAUGCUGAGUAUGAUAUGGUCAUGAUGAUUUCUUAUAUGGUUGAUAGGCAAGGUUAUCUAAUUAUCAACAGGGAGUGUGUAGGCGAAGAUGUAGAGGACUUGGAGUACAGUCCAAAGCCUGAAUUCGAAAGCUUUUUCAAAGUCUCAAAUGUAAAAAACGAGGAAGAGCUUCUUAAACUCUGGUUUCUACAUAUGCGUGAUAUGAAGCCUGGUAUUUAUGUUACAUACAAUGGUGACUUCUUUGACUGGCCAUUUCUGGAACGCAGAGCAGCUCAUCAUGGGCUUAAAAUGAGUGAUGAGCUGGGGUUUACGUGCGAUAAGAUCCAAGGUGAAUGCCGAGCUAAAUUUGCUUGUCAUUUAGAUUGUUUUGCAUGGGUCAAGCGUGAUAGUUAUCUUCCUCAAGGGAGUCAGGGCUUGAAGGCAGUCACAAAAGCCAAGUUAGGUUAUGAUCCCGUGGAAGUAAAUCCGGAAGAUAUGGUCCAGUUUGCAAAAGAGAGACCCCAGAUGAUGGCUUCAUAUUCUGUUUCUGAUGCAGUUUCAACUUAUUAUUUGUACAUGACCUAUGUACAUCCUUUCAUUUUCUCCCUGGCAACUAUAAUACCUAUGCCACCAGAUGAGGUUCUGCGGAAGGGAAGUGGAACCCUUUGUGAAAUGCUUCUUAUGGUCCAGGCAUACCAGGCAAAUGUUAUUUGUCCUAAUAAAUACAUGUCUAAUCCUGAGAAGUUCUGCAAUAAUCGACUAUUGGAGAGUGAGACAUAUAUUGGUGGACAUGUAGAAUGCCUAGAAAGUGGUGUUUUUAGAUCUGAUAUACCAACUAGCUUUAAACUUGACCCAUCUGCCUAUGAUCAACUAAUUAAUAACCUUGAUCGGGACUUGCAAUAUGCUAUUAAAGUAGAGGGUAAAAUGGACGUGGAGAUUGUCUCAAAUUAUAAUGAAGUAAAAUCAGCAAUCAUGGAAAAGCUUAUAAAGUUACGUGAUGAUCCUAUUUGUGAAGAGUGCCCCUUAAUUUAUCAUUUAGAUGUUGCUGCAAUGUAUCCAAACAUCAUAUUGACUAACAGGCUCCAGCCACCAUCCAUAGUUUCAGAUGAAGUCUGCACUGCAUGUGAUUUCAACCGCCCUGGCAAAACUUGUCUGCGGAAACUUGAAUGGGUCUGGCGGGGUGAGAUAUAUAUGGCAAAGAAAAGUGACUACUAUCAUUUGAAGAGACAAAUUGAGUCAGAAUUUGUGGAUGGUGGACCUGGUCAUUUAUCCAGAUCUUUCUCUGAUCUGCCUAAACCUGAGCAGCAAUUAAAAUUGAAAGAUCGACUAAAAAAAUAUUGCCAAAAGGCAUACAAACGAGUCCUUGACAAGCCAGUUACUGAAGUUCGAGAAGCUGGGAUAUGUAUGCGGGAGAAUCCUUUUUAUGUUGACACCGUGCGCAGUUUCCGAGAUAGAAGAUAUGAGUAUAAAGGACUUAAUAAGGUCUGGAAAGGUAAACUUUCUGAAGCAAAGGCUAGUGGAAACCCUAUAAAGAUUCAAGAAGCACAGGAUUUGGUAAUUCUGUACGAUUCCUUACAGCUGGCGCAUAAAUGUAUUCUGAAUUCAUUCUAUGGUUAUGUCAUGCGAAAGGGUGCUAGAUGGUACUCCAUGGAAAUGGCUGGAGUUGUUACAUAUACCGGGGCAAAGAUCAUUCAAAAUGCUCGCUUGCUUGUGGAGAAGAUUGGAAGACCACUUGAAUUAGAUACUGAUGGUAUUUGGUGUGCUUUACCAGGAUCAUUCCCAGAGAAUUUUACAUUUAAGACAAAGGACUCAAAUAAGAAGCUGACAAUUUCAUACCCUUGUGUUAUGCUUAAUGUUGAUGUAGCAAGAAACAACACAAAUGAUCAGUACCAAACACUCAAAGAUCCUGUCAAUAAAUCCUAUGCUACACACAGUGAAUGCUCUAUUGAGUUUGAAGUUGAUGGGCCCUAUAAGGCAAUGAUCAUUCCAGCUUCUAAAGCAGAAGGAAUUUUAAUUAAGAAGCGCUAUGCUGUUUUUAAUGACGACGGUACAUUGGCAGAGCUGAAAGGUUUUGAGAUCAAGCGCAGAGGUGAGCUGAAGCUCAUCAAGGUUUUCCAGGCAGAGCUUUUUAACAGAUUCCUUCAUGGUUCAACGCUGGAGGAAUGUUAUCAUGAAGUUGCAUCUGUUGCAAACCGUUGGCUUGAUCUUCUUGAUAAUGAAGGAAUGGAUAUUGCAGACAACGAGUUGCUUGAUUAUAUAUCAGAAUCAAGCACAAUGAGCAGGUCUUUGGCAGACUAUGGUGAACAGAAGUCAUGUGCAGUCACCACUGCAAAACGUCUUGCUGACUUUCUUGGUGAUGCAAUGGUGAAAGACAAAGGGCUCCGUUGCCAGUAUAUUGUUGCAUGUGAACCAAAGGGAACACCAGUAAGCGAACGUGCUAUUCCAGUUGCUAUAUUUGAAACCAAUCCAGAAAUUAUAAAAUUUUAUCUACGGAAGUGGUGCAAGGUAGCAUCAGAUGUAGGCAUUCGAUCCAUAGUCGAUUGGUCUUAUUACAAACAAAGACUUGGAUCUGCAAUCCAGAAAAUCAUCACCAUUCCUGCUGCAAUGCAGAAGGUUCCAAAUCCUGUACCUAGGGUGGCUCAUCCUGAUUGGUUACACAAAAAGGUCCGUGAGAAGGAGGAUAAAUUUCGUCAAAAGAAAUUGUCUGAUCUCUUUAAAUUCUCAAAGGAGGACGCAACAAAAGUGAAUGAUGUUUCUGCCUCGACCAAUCUGCUACCAAAGGAACACAAUAUUGAAGAUGUGGAAGACUUCAGGAAUGGUGAUAGAACUUCAUUUAAUGGACCUAGACCUAUUGUCCACAGUUAUAAUGCCAAUAAAAGGCCCAAUCAUGUUGAAGGAAGAUCUCCACAAAAACAUAAUGAUAUUGAUCAACCUUUAGCUCCAUUAAAUGAAAAUGAUGCUGUAUAUGAUAGUGACAAAAAUCUAGAUUACCAGGGGUGGCUAAAAAGUAGGAAGAGGAAGUGGAAAGAGACUCGGGAAAGAAGAAAACGUCAAAGGUUAGAGAAUUCUAAUAUGGCGUCUUCCAGUAAUGAGACUUUCAACUUACCUGGUUCUACCGUCCAUAAAAGACCUGCUCAGGCUAGAACAGGAUUAAAUUCCUAUUUUGAGAGGCAGGAACUAUCCCUCACCCGUUCUCACUGGCAGGUAAUUCAGCUUGUUCCCAGUGGACAACCUAGUCAUUUCUUUGCUUGGGUGGUUGUAGAAGGAAUCAUGCAUAAGAUUCCUAUUGAGGUCCCUAGAGUAUUUUACGUUAAUUCCAAGGUUCCAAUUACAGACGGCUUUCCUGGAAGGUGUGUAAACAAAGUUCUUCCUCAUGGACACAAGAAUUAUAAUCUUAUUGAGGUCACAAUUGAUGAAGACCAAUUCAGGACAGAGAGCAAAAAGUUUGAAGCUCAUAUUGCAGAUCCAAAAGUUGAGGGAAUAUAUGAAACAAAUUUGUCUAUGGAUUUUAAUACUAUCCUUCAAGUUGGCUGUGUGUGCAAAGUGGACAAAGCAGCCAAGAGGAGAAAUCCACAAGAUGGAUGGAGAUUGAGCGAAUUGCACAUGAAGACAACAACAGAGUGUUCUUAUCUUGAACAAUCAAUUUCUUUCUUCUACAUGUAUCACAGCAUAUCUGAGGGACGUGCUAUAUUCAUUGGAUAUUUCCCUGCAUCAAGGACAACAUCUGUUGUAGUAGUUAAUCCAUAUCAAAACAGAGAAUUAUCUCCACAUAUUAUUGAAAAACAAUUCCGCGAAGCCUGCCUGGCCCUGUCAAUUGAACCUCCUAGUUCUCUUGUUUUUAAGGUAGACUAUGUUGUCAACAUAAAUGAUGCUGAAAAGGCUCUGCAAAGGAUCAUCAGUGAAUACAGAGAGCAGCAUCCUGGACCCGCAGUAGUUGUUAUUGAAUGUCCAAACAUAGAUUUAUUGAAGUCAGGUGUACGAUCCUUGGAGAAUUUUCCAUGCGUGAACAUUCCUUCUAAUGCUCGUGAUAGUAAUUAUCAGGCUCUUGGUUGGCAAAUUGUGGCGGCAAGAAUCGGAAUGCAACGAUGUGCUGCAUCAUCUCAGUGGUUGAAUGAGAGGAUCUCUCUUUCCAGAUAUGCCCAUGUGCCAUUAGGCAAUUUUGAGGUAGAUUGGAUUAUUCAUACAGCAGAUAUAUUCUAUUCAAGAGCAUUGCGAGAUCAGCAACAGAUACUUUGGAUAUCAGACGAUGGGAUUCCAGAUGUGGGAGGUAUUAGUGAAGAAGAGACGUGUUUUGCCGAUGAGGUCGAACAGCCUGUUCUUACUUAUCCCGGAGCAUAUAGAAAAGUGACUGUGGAGAUAAAGAUUCAUCACCUGGCUGUUAAUGCUCUUCUAAAAAGCAGCAAUGUUAAUGAAAUAGAAGGGGGUUCUUUAUUUGGUGUGGAACAGGAUUUUAAUCCUGGUUCCUCCUAUGAGCAAAAGAGCUUUGAUGAAGCCACUUCAUGUGCACCUGCAUUUCGUGUUCUCAAGCAAUUAAUUCAAAGAUGCCUCACAGAUGCUCUCACAUCAGGAAAUAUUUUUGCUGAUGCUAUUUUACAACACUUGUAUAGAUGGCUUUGCAGUCCACAUUCAAAACUUCAUGAUCCAAAUCUUCACCGCAUGCUUCACAAGAUCAUGCAGAAAGUGUUUGCUUUAUUAUUGGUCGAGUUCAGAAAGUUGGGUGCUACAAUCAUAUUUGCCAACUUCACAAAGAUCAUCAUCGACACUGGAAAGUCAGAUCUAUCUGGAGCUAAAGCUUAUUGUGAAAGCUUACUCAAAACACUGAAAACGAGGGAGUUAUUUGAAUGGAUUGAACUUGACCCGAUGCAGUAUUGGCAUUCACUUCUUUUCAUGGAUCAGUACAAUUAUGGUGGAAUCCAAGCUGGAAAAGCCCUUACUGAUAUACAACAGGAAGAAAACAUGUUGAACGAUUCUCAGGUUGAUAUUGUUUCUAGUUGGAAUAUUGCAGAAACCUUGCCCAAAACAAUUCAAGAUUAUUUCAUUUUGAUCGUCUCGGAAUUCAUGUAUAUUCCAUGGAAAUAUGUACAAGAACAAGCUGCAAUUAGAGUAUCGCUUGCAGAUGGAAGUCUAUGCACUCCAUCAAUCACAGGUGCUGCAGCCGAAGCUUUUGAGUUCCAAAUGACUGAAUAUACUAGGGAACAGAUAAGUUCUUACUUCACAGACAAGCUAUUGAGGAUUGUACGUGAUACAGGUCUUAACAUGAAGGGAUCAAAAAAGCCUAUGGCUGAUGAACAUUCAUCUUCAGAAAAUCCCAAUAAAGGAGAUCCUGCACUGGAGUUCAUUAAGCAUGUUUGUGCAGUGUUAGCCCUUGACCAAAAUGUUCAGCAUGAUAUUCUGGUAAUGAGGAAGAAUCUGUUGAAAUAUGUACGUGUAAGAGAGUUUGCUCCAGAGGCUCAGUUUCAAGACCAGUUUCUAUCCUUCACAUUACCAAAUGUCAUUUGUAGCUACUGUAACGACUGCAGAGACAUAGACUUGUGUCGGGAUAGAUCUUUGCUAGUGCAGGAAUGGAGGUGUGCAAUAGAUCAAUGUGGACAGCUAUAUGACCGCGAAGUGAUGGAGAAUUCUCUUCUUCAGAUAGUACGACAGAGAGAGCGGUUGUAUCAUCUACAGGACCUGGUCUGCCUUAAAUGCAACCAAAUCAAAGCAGCACACCUUGCUGAGCAUUGUUCAUGUGCCGGCUCAUACUCAUGCAAAGAAGACUUAACCGAGUUCAAGAACAAAAUGCAGGUUUUCUUAAAGGUUGCCAAUCAUCAAAAAUUUCAACUACUUAAAGAGUGUGUCACAUGGAUUUUAGAAAGUUAAGUGAGUUGCGAACUAUGAAUAUGAGAAUCACAAUGCCAGAUGCCAGGCUCGCCCGCUGUUAUAAUCCUGCCCGCUGUUAUAAUUUAUAUGCAAUGGCAAGGGUAUCGGGGGGAUCUGCUCCAAGGAUAUUAUGGAAUUCAUGAUAAUGUAUAAUAAUAAUUGUCAUUUUUAAAAUAGGAAUUGCUUGUCUGUGAAUGUUAUUUUUAGCAAUUAGUAAUUAUUUUCAAAAUUAGGGAGUUUUUGUUUUGUUUUGUUUCAGUUACAGGAUAAGAAUCAAAAUGUUAACUCAAUUGAAUAUUGAAUAGCAAGCUUUUGUUUUGUUU
This is a messenger RNA of Impatiens glandulifera, 7037 nucleotides long. Its product is annotated as DNA polymerase epsilon catalytic subunit A-like. Gene Ontology annotation, biological process: mitotic cell cycle; base-excision repair, gap-filling; leading strand elongation. The record is from RefSeq and is a predicted model, not a curated record. Bases 97 to 6714 code for a protein of 2205 amino acids. NCBI's taxonomy places the organism in Eukaryota, Viridiplantae, Streptophyta, Magnoliopsida, Ericales, Balsaminaceae. Gene Ontology annotation, cellular component: nucleus; epsilon DNA polymerase complex. The transcript is spliced from 49 exons. Gene Ontology annotation, molecular function: DNA binding; DNA-directed DNA polymerase activity; single-stranded DNA 3'-5' DNA exonuclease activity.